Messenger RNA from Grus americana (Whooping crane), 821 nucleotides. RefSeq names its product protein PET100 homolog, mitochondrial. The record is from RefSeq and is a predicted model, not a curated record. Lineage: Eukaryota; Metazoa; Chordata; Aves; Gruiformes; Gruidae. The transcript is spliced from 4 exons. Bases 39 to 245 code for a protein of 68 amino acids. Gene Ontology annotation, cellular component: mitochondrion; mitochondrial inner membrane. Gene Ontology annotation, biological process: mitochondrial respiratory chain complex IV assembly.
GGGUGGGGAGGCGGAAGUGGCGGGGCCGUGGAGGCGCCAUGGGGGUGAAGCUGGAGAUCCUGCGGAUGCUGCUCUACUUGUCCUUCCCCGUAGGAGUCUUCUGGGUCUCCAACCAGGCCGAGUACUUCCAGCGUCACGUGGUGCAGCGCAAGAGGGAGAUUUUUCCUCCGGACGACCCCGAGCGGCGACGGGCGAUGGCGGAGCUGAAGCGACGGCUGCGGGAGGGGAAGGGGACGCAGGCCUGAGGGGACACGGGGACACCCGGCCCCCGCCACCCCCUGCCACCCCCGCGGGGACACGGGGCUUCGUGGGGACGUCACCGCCGCGGCCGUGACACGAGGGGACGCGCGGCCGCUCGACGGGGCUUCGUCGCGACGCCGCAGCUGCGACACGAGGGGACGCGCGGCCGCUCGACGUGGUUUUGUCGCGACGCCGCGGCCAUGUUGGUGACGUGGGACGCGUGGCAGCUUGACGUGGCUUCGUCGUGAUGUCACCGCCGCGGCCGUGACACGAUGGGACACGUGGCAGCUAGACGUGGUUUCGUCAUGACGCCGUGGCCGCGUUGGUGACACGAGGGGACGCGUGGCCACGUGUCAUCACAGUGGCCAUGACAGAAAGGACGCCGAUGCCCCCGCGGGUGACAGCAGGGACACGUGGCCGUGCGCGUGCCCUGGCCACAUCACGGUGACGGCUAGUGACGCGGGGACACGCGCCUGUACGCGUCGCCAUCCUGACGCCGUCAGCUCGACCUCAGCGUCGCGGGGGGACGCGAGUGACGCCCCCGGGUGUCCCCACCCCCCAAUAAAUGGCGCUGGCACCCG